This is a messenger RNA of Salarias fasciatus (jewelled blenny), 1275 nucleotides long. Its product is annotated as solute carrier family 35 member F2-like. Lineage: Eukaryota; Metazoa; Chordata; Actinopteri; Blenniiformes; Blenniidae. Gene Ontology annotation, biological process: transmembrane transport. The record is from RefSeq and is a predicted model, not a curated record. Gene Ontology annotation, cellular component: membrane. The transcript is spliced from 9 exons. Gene Ontology annotation, molecular function: transmembrane transporter activity. Bases 1 to 1275 code for a protein of 424 amino acids.
AUGGAUCCCAAACGGUCCGGCAGCAUGAGUCAGGAGAACCGAACCCGAGGCCUUCUGGAGCGGAUCGGAGCGCUCCACCCCAAGGACGUGUUCACCUGGCAGCUGGCGAAGACGCUGGUCAUGGGUCAGGGCCUGGCUGUGCUGAUCUGUGGGACGGCCAUCAGCUCUCAGUACCUGGCAGCAGACUUCCAGGUGGACACGCCCAUGCUGCAGAGCUUCCUCAACUACCUGCUGCUGUGCUCCACCUACACCAGCAUGCUGCUCUGCAGGACAGGGGACGGAAACAUUUUACAGAUUCUGAAGAGGAGAGGCUGGAAGUACCUGCUGCUGGGCCUGGUGGACGUGGAGGCCAACUACACCGUGGUGAAGGCCUACCAGUACACCACCAUCACCAGCGUGCAGAUGCUGGACUCCUUCGUGAUCCCCGUGCUGAUGCUGCUGUCCUGGUGGAUUCUAAAGACCCGAUACAGGCCGGUCCACUACCUGGCCGUCUGCGUCUGCCUCCUGGGGGUCGGGACCAUGGUGGGGGCUGACCUGCUGGCCGGGAGAGACCCGGGAUCCAGCUCCAACAUCUUACUGGGGGACGGUUUGGUGCUGCUCAGCGCGACGCUGUACGCCGUGUCCAACGUGAGUCAGGAGUACACGGUGAAGAACCUGAGCAGGGAGGAGUUCCUGGGCAUGGUGGGCCUGUUCGGCGCCAUCAUCAGCUCCGUCCAGAUGGUCGUCCUGGAACGUCAGGAAAUCUCCGCCAUCGUCUGGAGCUGGGAAGUGGGACUCCUGUUCUCCGCCUACGCCUUGUGCAUGUACGGCCUGUACAGCUGCAUGCCCGUCGUCAUCCAGAGGACCAGCGCCACGUCCGUCAACCUGUCCCUGCUGACCGCCGACAUCUUCAGCCUCUUCUGUGGGAUCUUCCUCUUCCAGUACAACUUCUCUGGACUCUACCUGCUCUCUCUCGUGGUCAUCCUCAUCGGCUUCAUCGCCUUCAACGCCGUGCCCACGCCCGCCGCCCCCCCCUCCUCCCCCCCGUCCUCCCCCCCGUCCUCCCUGUGUGAGGAGGGGGGGGCCGGGGACGGACGGGAGGAUGGAGAGCAGGGUGAAAGGGAGCAGAGGGGGAAAGACACCAGACUGACAGAUCUGAGGGUGGUCUCCUGUCCUCCUCUCCCCAGCAGCUCCGCUCCGGGUCCAGGGAGCCACGCCGACCCGGAAGCAGCCGCAGGUCAGAAGCUGACGGCGGACGAAUCACGGAACAGGAACAAGCCCCACGUGACCCUCUGA